Messenger RNA from Magnusiomyces paraingens, 828 nucleotides. RefSeq lists its product as uncharacterized. Lineage: Eukaryota; Fungi; Ascomycota; Dipodascomycetes; Dipodascales; Dipodascaceae. Gene Ontology annotation, biological process: signal transduction. The transcript is spliced from 2 exons. The record is from RefSeq and is a predicted model, not a curated record. The coding region runs from base 1 to 828 and encodes 275 amino acids. Gene Ontology annotation, cellular component: cytoplasm.
AUGACUACUGAAAGAGAAACGAAAACCUUCCUUGCUCGACUUUGCGAACAAGCUGAAAGAUAUGAUGAAAUGGUUGAAUACAUGAAAGAUGUAUCAAAAUCCGGUGAUGAGCUUUCAGUUGAUGAACGUAACCUAUUAUCUGUUGCAUAUAAAAAUGUUAUUGGAACUCGUCGUGCUAGCUGGAGAAUCAUUUCAUCUAUAGAACAGAAAGAAGAAGCCAAAAACGCCACUCAUCAUGUCGAACAAAUUAAGAGUUACAGACAUAAAAUUGAGAAUGAACUUGAAGAUGUUUGUAAUGAUGUUCUCUCAGUUUUGACUACAUACCUUUUACCUAAAGCGGAAUCCAGUGAAUCGAAAGUUUUUUAUUAUAAGAUGAAAGGUGAUUAUCAUCGUUAUCUUGCUGAGUUUGCCUCUGGUGAUAAAAGAAAAGAAGCAGCUACAGCCGCUCACGAGUCUUACAAAACUGCUACAGAUAUUGCUCAAGCUAAUUUGAGCCCUACUCAUCCUAUUCGUCUUGGACUCGCCCUUAAUUUUUCUGUUUUUUACUAUGAAAUUCUUAACUCGCCUGAGCGUGCUUGUCAUCUUGCUAAGCAAGCAUUUGACGAUGCUAUUUCAGAGUUGGAUACUUUGUCUGAAGACAGCUACCGCGAUUCAACUUUAAUUAUGCAGUUACUCAGAGACAAUUUGACUCUUUGGCAAAGCGAUUUAGACAGCUUGUCUGCACAAACAGAUGCUCCCACCCCAUCUACUGAAUCAGUGGCUACUACAGAGGCUUCGGGAAAGCCUGUUGUGAAAGAUGCUGAUGGAGAUGCAGUUAUCGAAGAUUAA